Messenger RNA from Eutrema salsugineum, 1080 nucleotides. RefSeq lists its product as uncharacterized. The transcript has 10 exons. Gene Ontology annotation, molecular function: antioxidant activity; oxidoreductase activity. Bases 33 to 794 code for a protein of 253 amino acids. NCBI's taxonomy places the organism in Eukaryota, Viridiplantae, Streptophyta, Magnoliopsida, Brassicales, Brassicaceae. The record is from RefSeq and is a predicted model, not a curated record.
AGAAUUUUGAAGAAACAACGAGACUACCAACAAUGGCUGCCUCUACCGCCAUAACCGCCGUAGCUUACGGAGCUUCGUAUCUAGUUCCUUCACGAAGCGCAUUUGCAAUCUCUUCGCGGAGAUUCUCUUCAUUCUCGCCGUCGAAAAGGUUGAACCUCAGUUAUCUGCAGCGGAGAGUCAGUGCACCGUCACCGAGGCGCGUCGUGGUUCGUGCCGCCAGAACUGAAUCAGGCGGAGUAAAUUUAGGAGUUAGAGCUCCCAAUUUCGAGCUCCCGGAGCCGCUCACUGGAAAUUUAUGGAAAUUAGAUGAUUUUGAGCUGUAUCCGUGUCUACUUGUUAUGUUCAUCUGCAAUCAUUGCCCGUUUGUGAUUCACUUAAAGAAAGACAUUGUAAAGCUCUCCAAUUUCUAUAUGAAGAAAGGUCUUGCUGUUGUUGCAAUCUCUUCAAAUUCUGUAGUAACACAUCCUCAGGAUGGGCCUGAGUUCAUGGCAGAAGAUGCAAAAGCUUUCAAGUACCCAUUUCCCUACUUAUAUGAUGAGUCACAAGAGGUUGCAAAGGAAUUUGGAGCUGUCUGUACCCCUGAGUUUUUCUUAUAUAAGAAGGAAGGUCGUAGGCCAUUUGAACUGGUCUAUCACGGCCAGUUUGAUGAUUCCAGGCCUAGCAAUAACAUUCCAGUAACUGGGAGGGAUCUAAGCCUGGCGAUUGAUCUUGUCCUUAGCUGCCAACGAAUACCAUCAAACCAAAAGCCAAGUGUCGGUUGCAGCAUAAAGUGGCAUCCAGGAACCGAAUCGUGAGCGAAGACAAUGAUUUUACUUAUAAACUGCCGCGCAGCAUUUUUUUCAGGUUUGUUCCGAAUCAAAACUGAAAGGAGAGGAGAAGGCAAAGCAGAGAAACUAUAAAAGCCUGGCCGCCAAAAGAAAAUAUAUUAAAAGUGUAAGUUGUAUCCAUUAUUCAAGAUUAAUAUACAAGUAAUUUAGUCCACGAAUCCUAUUUCGUCGGAUCGUUCAUGUAUGAUAUAAAUUCAUGAACAAUAUAAGAAUGAGUUUUAGUGUAAGUAGUACGUUUUCUGUAUUUAAUAAA